Messenger RNA from Chondrus crispus (carragheen), 243 nucleotides. RefSeq lists its product as hypothetical. Lineage: Eukaryota; Rhodophyta; Florideophyceae; Gigartinales; Gigartinaceae. The record is from RefSeq and is a predicted model, not a curated record. The transcript has a single exon. Bases 1 to 243 code for a protein of 80 amino acids.
AUGCCUACCUGUUUGAUACACAAUGACACGACUGAUGGGAACUUAAACAGGAAGGGCGCCGAUGAGGGUCCAAGGGUCUGGUUUUUCGACUUUGACAGCUCUUUCACAGGCCAUCCUUUGCUUGAUGUUGACUGGGACAACCGGGAUAUCCUAGAGGUUUAUGCACAGGAAAUAGACAUAGCUGACGUUGACGGAUUGUUUUGGUUGAUUAGGAAAGUAUUCUUCAUGUUGCGCCGCUCGUAA